Messenger RNA from Thunnus maccoyii (southern bluefin tuna), 1541 nucleotides. Its product is annotated as zinc finger protein 420-like. Lineage: Eukaryota; Metazoa; Chordata; Actinopteri; Scombriformes; Scombridae. The transcript is spliced from 2 exons. Gene Ontology annotation, biological process: regulation of transcription by RNA polymerase II. Bases 189 to 1232 code for a protein of 347 amino acids. Gene Ontology annotation, molecular function: RNA polymerase II cis-regulatory region sequence-specific DNA binding; DNA-binding transcription factor activity. The record is from RefSeq and is a predicted model, not a curated record.
CUAAGCGUUGACCAUGGUAUGGAUGUGGUUAGAUCGACAAUGACAGACAAGUUCAUCUCAAACGUGUUUAAAGUGACCGUGAUACGUGAGAACGCUGAGGUAAUAUUUAAGGUGGAACAGCAGCGAAGUCUGUCAGUCAGAGAGGAGACCUGCUGGAUUUUAUAGACCUAGACCACAACAAGAGUAGAAUGGAUGAGAACCAGAACCCGGAGCACCGCACCGACAUCCCCGUUAAAUGGGAAGAAUCAGGCUCGCUCUUUGCCACCACCGAUAAACAGAAACAAACAGGAAGAAUGGGACUCAAACGUCACCACUGUCAGCACUGUGAAAAAGCUUUUACAACAUCAAAAUAUUUAAAGAUUCAUCAGAGAGUUCACACAGGAGAGAAACUUCACAGCUGUGAGCAAUGUGAGAAAACUUUUACUCUAGAAAAUGCUCUAAAAGUCCACCAACGCAUUCAUACUGGAGAGAAGCCGUACAGCUGUGACCAAUGUGGGAAAACUUUCACUCAAGUCGGUCAUCUAAAAAGUCACCAACGCAUUCACACUGGAGAGAAGCCGUACAGCUGUGACCAAUGUGGGAAAACUUUCACUAGAAAUGGUGAUCUGAAAGACCACCAACGCAUUCACACUGGAGAGAAGCCGUACAGCUGUGAGCAAUGUGGGAAAACUUUCAUUUAUGGCAGUACUCUAAAAGACCACCAACGCAUUCACACUGGAGAGAAGCAGUACAGCUGUGACCAAUGUGGGAAAACUUUCAUUAGAAACUGUGAUCUAAAAACCCACCAACAUAUUCACACUGGAGUGAAGCUGUACUGGUGUGACCAAUGUGGGAAAACUUUCACUCGAGACAGUCAUCUAAAUGACCACCAACGCAUUCACACUGGAGAGAAACCGUACUGGUGUGAGCAAUGUGGGAAAACUUUCAUUCGAGACAGUCAUCUAAAAACACACCAACGCAUUCACACUGGAGAGAGGCCAUACUGGUGUGAGCAAUGUGGGAAAACUUUCACUCAAGACAGUCAUCUAAAAAUCCACCAACGCAUUCACACUGGAGAGAAGCCAUACAGCUGUGAGCAGUGUGGGAAGACUUUCACUCAAGACAGUCAUCUAAAAAUCCACCAACGCAUUCACACUGGAGAGAAGCCAUACUGGUGUGACCAAUGUGGGAAAACUUUUGCUAGAGACAGUCAUCUAAAAAGGCACCAACGCAUUCACUCAGCAUCGUGUUGAAAAUGUUUCAGAGGCAGGUUAGCACUGUCUCCCUGUCCCCUCUCCAUGCCUUUAAUAACAGUGUUGUUCUAUCCUGAGCUUCUCAGCUGCCAACUGUAACUUAAGAGUCAGUAUGUAUGCCAUUAGUUCAUGUUGAUCCAAGUCAUAGAAGUGCUCAGUGUGAGUCCCGUAACAUUGUCAAUGUGGAAAAAUGAACAGCAUUCUUAUGCCCGAAAUAGCUCCUCCCACCUUGCAACUCUAUACUACUCUGUGCAAAAAAAAUGGCCCAGCUAAUAUGUAUGGUGGUUAAAGGUGUGUCUAGUAAAACUU